Molecule: messenger RNA, 1913 nt
Organism: Peromyscus leucopus (white-footed mouse)
Lineage: Eukaryota; Metazoa; Chordata; Mammalia; Rodentia; Cricetidae
Product: sperm motility kinase 2B-like
Exons: 2
Coding region: 269-1759 (496 amino acids)
Biological process (GO): intracellular signal transduction; protein phosphorylation; microtubule cytoskeleton organization
Cellular component (GO): cytoplasm
Molecular function (GO): protein serine/threonine kinase activity; ATP binding; tau-protein kinase activity
Source: RefSeq, a predicted model, not a curated record
GUGUGUGUGUGUGUGUGUGAGCAGGUAUACCUGUGGGUGAGUGUGAGUGCACGUGUGUGUGUGUGUGUGUGUGAGCAGGUAUACCUGUGGGUGAGUGUGAGUGUACGUGUGUGUGUUCGCGUGUGCAUACGUGCACGCGUGAGUGUUUUUGUGUCCUAUAGGGGCACGUGUGGGUAGGUGUGAGAACACCUGUGUGUGGGAAAGCAUUGACUCCCGGAGUCAACUUGUCCAUUGUACUUAAGGUAGCAUUUAUACUUUGCUACAAAAUAUGAAUUCUAUUAAUAUUAUAGACUAUGCCACAUACCUUGCACUUGUAUCCAGCACCCCAGAAACAGAAAACUUCCACUCGCAGUAUGUGGUCUUGAAGACCAUUGGCCGUGGAGGCUUUGGCGAAGUAAAACUGGCCCACCAUCGCCUCACAGGCACCCCGGUGGCUAUCAAAGUACUACAGAGGAAGAUGUGGUGUUUUCGUGUCAAGUCCGAGGUAAAUAUUAUGAAGAUGAUCAACCACCCCAACAUCAUCUCACUUAUCCAAGUGAUUGAGGAUGAGAAGAAAACAUACCUCAUCAUGGAGCUGGUUGAGGGAAAACAAUUAUAUCAACACGUCCUAAAGGCUGGCCACCUGGAGGAGGACCACGCCCGGGGGAUCUUCAGGCAAAUCUUAAGUGCCGUGAGUUACUGCCAUGAGCAUGGAAUAAUUCAUCGGGACCUGAAACCAGACAACAUCAUGUUGGAUGGGAACGGAAAAGUCAAAAUCAUCGACUUUGGCCUUGGCACCCAAGUCAAGCCUGGGCAGAAGCUUAGCUUUUAUUGUGGGACUUACCAAUUAUUUGCCCCUGAAUUUUGGCUGGGCAGACUUUAUGACGGCCCCAAGGUCGACAUAUGGACCUUGGGAGUUAUUUUAUAUUUCAUGGUAGUCGGGAAAUUCCCAUUUGAUGCUGACUCCAUACCAGAGCUCCAAGAUCAGGUUGUGAAAGGGAAGUAUACCAUACCCUUGGACUUGUCAAAAGAACUUAGGGACCUUCUUAGUCUCUUAAUGACAGUCAACCCCAGACGUAGGCCAACGGUGGACGAAGUCGUGACACACCCCUGGCUAAAAAAGGACAUGGAGGCUUCUCCAAAUUAUUAUGAAGAAAUGGUCCCCAGCUUGCCUGACCCUGCAAUUGUGGAAGCCAUGAAACGUAUUGGGUUCCAAGCCCAGGACAUCAAAGACUCAUUACAACAGAGAAAAUAUAACCAGACCAUGGCAACGUAUUGCUUACUAAAAGGGCAGGCUCUCCAGUGGCCUAUCUGCACAACCUUGGAUCAACCCGUGAAUCCAGGGGUGGCGCCAUUCCCUUCCCUAGAGGAUCCUGUUGCUUUCCCUCUACCACCCAGGAGGAGGAGCAGUGAGCCCACCCUUGGCACAUUGCUCAGAGGGUCAUCCACUAGUGGUCAGCUGUCUGCCUAUGGCCAGCAGGCAGGUCAAAGAGGAGGCAGAAGGGCCACAGAGUACGCCAUUCCUCACCAGAGGACACUCACUUUGGACGAAGACCACCCACGCUCUAAGAGUCUUCCCUGCAUUUACUCAAGGAGUACCAGCAGUGAUAACAUGGAAGACAACUUCCGCCCCAACAGAGCCUCAGCAAAGGGCAAGUCCACACGCAGCCAUGGUCAGCCUCGAGGCUUGAGGGCAUGGACAAGGAGGAUAGGAAACGCCCUCAGGAGACUGUGCUGCUGCUUUCCAUCAAGGCAGAACAAAGUCUUCCCUCAGAAAUGAGGCACAAGGAGGGAGUGUGGAGAACAAGCAGCAGGCCUGGCCCAGGUACCUUUCUGUGUUUGAAUGAGUGUUUUACUCAUGUCUGUCUCAAUGGACAGAUCAUAACUAUGUGUAUUUUAGCCGGGCAGUGGUGGCACACACCUUUAAUCCCAGC